GUAGUAAGUAUUUCAUAGAAAAUAAAAUAAUUGAGUCUAGUUUUGAACUGGUAUAUUCAUGAGUUAAGUAGCUUAUUAAUAAACUAACAAUAAAUAAAAUUUACUAACAUAAAAUCACCAUAAGCGAACUUUCUUCACCGCCUUACUUAUUAGGCAAUCGAAUCGAUGCGCCUACAGUUGUUAGUGGGCCACAUGGUAUUAAGUAACCGGCAAUGGAAUUAAUUCAGAUGAUCGCUAUAUCCGUUAGACAAGGAGAGACAGAUCUACCUACAACCUGUUAUUCACACCCGAAUUCUGUCGUUUUAACUUACCGCGACACAAAUAUAUAAAUGUGAAAGAAAUGACGGAAUCGACACAAACAAGCAGAGCUUGUUGAAAGACACACAACCUUUAUUUCGACUGGUCGGCGUUUAGCUAGACAGUAUGACUACCUUUACAAAAUUGACGACGUUAGCCCUCCUACUGAGUAGCAGCUAUGCAGGAAUUUUGCACGGAAAUAGCCAUGGCUUUGGCGCAGAGUCAGCUAUAGGUCUCUCCUCACAUGGUAUACCAUCAAGUUACGAGCCUAGUUCGUUCCCAGUUGGAUCGCUGCCAUCGGCCUCUUACUCUGGACAUGGACUCGUCGGAGGAGGCUUUUCCUCUGGUGGUCACUCCUCUGGAGGCUUUGCCGCUGGAGGUUAUUCCUCUGGAGGUUUCUCCUCUGGAGGUUUCUCUUCUGGAGGUUUCUCUUCUGGAGGUCAUAGCUCCAAUCUCGGACUUGGAGCUGCAGGAGUAACUGGCAUCUCUGUUGGCGCUAAUAUUGGAGGGCCUUUAGUGGCUGCCCCCAUCGGUGCAGCUGGUGCUCUCCCAGGACUUGGAUUCGGUGGUCAAGCUCCUCCCCCAGGACCUAAAGCUCCAGUCAUCAAUGAAAUUCACGGUCUCGCCAACUCCAACGGUGCCCCAAUCCAGUACCGCGUCCGUGAUGAGCCCUACCAAGUCCUCCGUGAGGUUACUCACCAAGUUCCCCAACCCGUGCCAGUUCCCGUACCCCACACCGUUGAAGUCCCAUACCCCCAACCUUACCCAGUCCAAGUUCCAGUAGUAAGACAAGUUCCAGUACCAGUUGUCAAGAUCCAGCACGUCAAAAUCGAUAAGCCAGUACCGUACCCGGUUGAGAAGAUCGUCAAGAUUCCAGUGGAAAAGAUUGUUGAGGUCCCAGUCGACCACCCAGUUCCCGUUGAGAAGAUCGUCGAGGUCCCCGUGGUGAAACUAGUUAAAGUGCCAGUACCUGUCGUUAAAUCCUACCCAGUACCUGUAGUGAAGACCCUUCAUCACAAAGCUGUGAGCCACCACAGCCACGGAUGGUCCAAAGGCCAUGGAUCCAGCCACGGCCACGGCCACGGAUGGUCCCUGUGGUAAAACCAAUAGCGUAAACAAAUUGUAAAUAGCUCAUUCGCCAUGCAACUUGGAGGGCUAUUCUGUAAAGAUGUUUUGCGUAAUCGAAUCAACUGAUCGAAUUCACCUCUAUCUUUCCCAUUCUAAUGUACCGUGUUAACAGAGAGAGAUAAAGGCGAUUUGAGAUUCAUUGUCGAGUUACAAAAACAUCGUUGUAUGGAAUAGCGCUACUGAUCUGAUUUUGUAAAUAUAUUUCCUGUAAGCUCAUCGUGAGGCUGCAAAGUAGGGUGAUAACUAAGUCAUUAAUUUAAGGUAGUGUUGUGUAUUCGACAAUAUUUGUUCGUUUUGUAAAUAGUAAUAUAAGAUUUAUUACAUCAAUAAAACGAUUAU
Bicyclus anynana (squinting bush brown) is the source of this 1764-nucleotide messenger RNA. Its product is annotated as keratin, type I cytoskeletal 10-like. Bases 424 to 1398 code for a protein of 324 amino acids. NCBI's taxonomy places the organism in Eukaryota, Metazoa, Arthropoda, Insecta, Lepidoptera, Nymphalidae. The record is from RefSeq and is a predicted model, not a curated record. The transcript has 2 exons.